This is a messenger RNA of Phytophthora nicotianae INRA-310, 1636 nucleotides long. RefSeq lists its product as hypothetical. NCBI's taxonomy places the organism in Eukaryota, Oomycota, Peronosporomycetes, Peronosporales, Peronosporaceae. Bases 1 to 1542 code for a protein of 513 amino acids. The record is from RefSeq and is a predicted model, not a curated record. Gene Ontology annotation, molecular function: amino acid transmembrane transporter activity. Gene Ontology annotation, cellular component: vacuolar membrane. Gene Ontology annotation, biological process: amino acid transmembrane transport. The transcript has a single exon.
AUGCUCAACUCCAAGUCGACGUGGGUCACCAUCGACGACGCCAAGGCCUCGUUUAACCUCUUUUGCUGCGUCUGCGGUAUCGGUUCGUUGGCCAUGCCUUCCAACUACGCCCGUGCUGGGCCCGUCUACGCAUCGGUUGCUCUGGGUUUCAUGAUCUUUUCCAACACGCUAGCGGCUAUCAAACUGUCCAAGGCGAUGCUGGCGGCUCCGUCGUCAGUCAAGACGUACGGUGAUCUCGGUGAGUGGUCUCUCGGCAAAUGGGGUCGCUUCUUCUCUGUCGUCUCGCAGAUGGGCGUGUGUGUCCUGGUGCCGAUUGCCUUCUUGAUCCUCGGAUCCACGCUGCUCGACGUUCUGUUCCCAGACGCCUUCAGUCAGACCUUCUGGAUCAUUUUCAUGGCUCUCAUGGUCACUCCGAUUUGCCUGAUUCCGACGUUGAAGGAGAGUGCUGGCAUGGCUUUCGCUGGUUGCAUGGGCACCAUUAUCGCUGACAUCGUGGCGGUGUCGCUGCUGCAGUACAACAUGCGCGGCCACGGCUCGAUACCCAAGCCGGAUGUGUCGCUCCACCAGGUGCUCACGUGCUUCGGUAACCUUGCUCUGGCCUAUGGUGCUUCGAUCGUCAUCCCCGAUCUUCAGCGUGAACACUCUCAACCCCAGCGUAUGCCGCGUGUGGUUUUUGUGACCAUGAUGGUCAUCUCCGCCUUCUUCUUCGCAGUUGCCAUUGCUGGCUACACCGCUGGCGGCUGUCAAUUGUCUGGUAACAUCUUGUAUUCCAUCGUGGACACCUCGAACCCAAUGGGUGAAGCUCCGCUUGGUUUCACUUCCAACCGCGGCGCUGUAGUGAUUGCAUACCUGUUCAUGCAGAUGCACAUUACCAUGGCCUUCUCGACGCUGAUGAUGCCUCCGUUCUACGUGGCGGAGCGUCUCAUUCUGGGCAUGCACCAGAAUACGCCCAUUGUGCGUUUCAACCCCGACGCCGACCAAGCUCAUAUCGAAGAGGACAUGGAGCUGCAGGAAAAGUUUUCGUACGUGCAAGCCUCGACGCCCAAGGACCUGGCUAACCGUCAAGUGUCGACCUCAAGUCUGUUGGACAAGUCUGAGGGUCGUAUCUCCCACAUCCGUGCGGCCAUCGAGUUCCCCGAGGAGAUCACGGAGGCGCAGCUCCGUGCCCCGUACGAGGGAGCCAAGAACAAGCUCCGGUACAUCGCACUGCGUCUGUGCGUCAUCGUCGUGCUGGUUAUCAUCGCUGUCGCCGCACAGGACAAGUUCCUUGAUCUUGAGGACUUCACGGGUGCUACGGCCCACACAGUCAACUGCAUGAUCAUGCCGAUUCUCAUCUAUAUGCGUAUCUUCUGGCGUAAGAUGUCGGUGCUGGACAAGGGCGUCUCGAUGCUGGUGAUGCUGGUGUGCGGUUGCGCUGGCUUCUACGUGAUGAUCCACGCCGCCCAGGAAUUGUUCUCACCCUCGGACGAUGAUACCGCCUUCCCAUACUGCGACGUUGAGUUCCAGAAUGAACCGUACUACGUCCGUAAUAACACCAACUAAGCUGCUCCAGGUUUUGUAGAAUUCAUGGAGAUAUUAGUAUACCAUAAUGAGAUAAGAGUCUCGCACACAAAAUGAACUCAAACAAGUAAAACAC